Molecule: messenger RNA, 1342 nt
Organism: Ananas comosus (pineapple)
Lineage: Eukaryota; Viridiplantae; Streptophyta; Magnoliopsida; Poales; Bromeliaceae
Product: ABC transporter I family member 19-like
Exons: 6
Coding region: 90-965 (291 amino acids)
Molecular function (GO): ATP binding; ATP hydrolysis activity
Source: RefSeq, a predicted model, not a curated record
UGAACCAAGGAACUCCACCCGUCUCCAUUUAUGAGCUACGUCUCUGUUCUAAUGGAGAGAGAGAGAGAGAGAGAGAGAGAGAGAGAGCCAUGGUGGAGGAGGAGGGGUGGAGAAGGAGCGGGAUCGAGGUGAGGGGACUACACUUCGCCUACGAUGGCCAACCCCCGCUCUUCGUGAGUUUCGACCUCGAAGUCGCCCCGGGCUCUCGUUGCCUCCUCAUCGGCGCCAAUGGAUCCGGCAAGACCACCUUGUUGAAGAUUCUGGCAGGGAAACACAUGGUUGGAGGAAGAGAUGUUGUGCGAGUACUUAACAGUUCUGCUUUUCAUGACACAGAACUCGUGUGCAAUGGUGACCUGGCCUACCUUGGAGGUUCUUGGAGUAAAACUAUUGGUUCAGCUGGUGAUGUUCCUUUGCAAGGUGACUUUUCUGCUGAGCACAUGAUUUUUGGAGUUGAAGGGGUUGAUCCUGUUAGGCGAGAAAAGCUGAUUGAUCUUCUCGACAUCGAUUUGGACUGGCGUAUGCAUAAAGUUUCUGAUGGACAACGCCGCCGUGUCCAAAUUUGCAUGGGCCUUCUUCAUCCGUACAAGGUUCUACUGCUCGACGAAGUUACAGUCGACCUAGAUGUUGUCACAAGAAUGGAUCUGCUCGAUUUCUUCAAGGAAGAAUGCGAACAAAGAGAAGCUACCAUAGUUUAUGCCACUCAUAUAUUUGAUGGGUUGGAAUCAUGGGCCACACACGUGGCUUACAUCCAAGAUGGUGAGUUGAGAAGAUCCGCAAAGAUGUCCGACGUCCAUGAGUUGAAGAGUGCAGAGAACUUGCUUUCGGUAGUUGAGUCGUGGCUCCACUCGGAGGUCAAACGCCCCAUAGAGAAGGAAUCAGUGAAUUCUACUCUCCAAUCCCUCAAAUCUUCUCCUUUUGAUCAAUCUCCUUUCAGAUCAUCGCGGCAUAUGGCCUACUACCGUUAACUGCUACAUAACCAGUGUAUAUGCUGUUCCACCGUAGUCACUGGGUUGUAUUAAGUUCUAUAAGGAUGGUUUUUCGUUGUAGCAUUUUAUACGGCUUUCCUCUCAACCAUGCCAAGGAGUUGCGGGUCUAGGGAAUUCCCCUGUCAUGUUGUCAGUUUUUUCUUUCAGCAGCCCCACACCGCAGUGGGCACCCGCACCAGCAUGGCUCGGCACGGGCAUGAAGAAGAGAGGCAAACUUCUCAAGGUGAGGCAUAAGAAAUAUCUUCUAUUUAUGCUGAAAGUUGACUAAGAGAGGAAAACUUCCAAAGGAGUGGCAUGGUUAGGUCUUUUAUUUAUGCUAAUAGUUAUAUGGAACUGUGUGCGACAUGUUUCAUCUC